Molecule: messenger RNA, 774 nt
Organism: Melampsora larici-populina 98AG31
Lineage: Eukaryota; Fungi; Basidiomycota; Pucciniomycetes; Pucciniales; Melampsoraceae
Exons: 3
Coding region: 1-774 (257 amino acids)
Source: RefSeq, a predicted model, not a curated record
AUGAGUUCGAUGAAAGGUUUUGAAGAAACUGAGGAAUUAGUAAAACCAAAAGAAUCAGAUCAAGAAAACUUGAAGAUAAACUCUGAUUUAAACUUGAAUGUCAAUCUGAAUCUGAAUCCGAAUGAAGGGAUAAGUCUGGAUGAUUCAAAUUUAAAUCCAAUCCAACCUUUUUCAAAAACUAUUCAACUUGAUGAUUUAUUGAAAACUUGGUUUAUUAUUUCAUCUACUUUACCAAUGUGGAAAUCUAAAAAGAAUAUCACCAUUACUUAUUCAUUAAGACCACCACCACAAAAACAUCAAGAACAAAAACCUUAUCCAAUCUUGAAUGAUUUAGUAGAAUUUCAUUCGAAUAUGAGUUGUAAACCAACAACCAAAAAGAAAAGCAUCAAAGGAAUUGAUAAACCGUUAAAGGAAAAUGAUGGUUUGGUUUAUUGUUUAAAUGAAUGGAAAUGGAAUGGGAAUGGGGUUUUGAAAGUCUUGAAAUCGAAUUGGAAAAUCUUAUUAUACGAUUUUAAUCAUCAUCAAGAAGGUCAAGCAGGUCAAGAAGGUAAAGGAGGUAAAGAAGAAGAACGGAUUGAAUGGUUGAUUGUUUAUUUUUCUAAAACUUUCUUUACUCCGCGUGGAAUUGAUCUUUAUUGUAAUCGAUCUGAUGGGUUUAGCUCUGGUUUUGCUUCUUUAUUAAAACAAAAAAUUAUCAAGGAACUUAGGAUGAAUGAAAGUCAUGAGAUUUGUGAACUUGUUGAUCAAUUAUUUGAUAUUCAUCAUGAUGUUUGA